Messenger RNA from Diorhabda sublineata, 2225 nucleotides. RefSeq lists its product as uncharacterized. The coding region runs from base 224 to 2194 and encodes 656 amino acids. The transcript has 8 exons. The record is from RefSeq and is a predicted model, not a curated record. NCBI's taxonomy places the organism in Eukaryota, Metazoa, Arthropoda, Insecta, Coleoptera, Chrysomelidae.
AACAUUGUAUAAUUAAAAACUUUUCGGUAGCUUGAUUGACAUUCAGUUUUACAUUAGAAGUUGUGGUUGUAAAUUUAUGUGAAUAUAAAUAAUAUAAAAAUUGUGUAUUUAUUUGAUUUUAAUAAUUAUUGUGUGUUUUAUUGUAUGAUUAUUUUAAAUUACGAUUUGUGUACGUCUAAAUCAAGUUUUUAUCACUAAUUUUUGUUAUUCUAACAAAAAAAAUAUGCAAAAAAAUUGUGUAGCGGAAUAUUACUAUGAUGAUUAUAAUCCGUUUUUUAUUGACGAUGUAACAUUUGACAUACUUAGAGAUUCGUUGUAUGGUUUACCGCUGAUUACAACGAAUUGUAUUUUAUUAAUGAACACAUUCGAUCUUAAAACUGUCAAUCCUACACAUCCAACAGACGAUCCUGAAGCACCGACUGACGUUAUUUUCUUUUGUAUAAGGUUCAUUGAAAACGAUAAGUAUCAACCAAUUGGAGGACUUUUGACUUACUCUGACAGAGACCAAAGUGACGUCAUAGCUGACUGUAUACAUAGAAUACUAAAAGAUCUGUAUGAAAUGGGCAUUAAUGUUUUGUGUAGUGUUUCACCGCACUAUAAAAUUUUUAAAAACGUAAUUCGGGUACUGAAUCCGGAUAAAAAUUAUGACAAAGAUCCAGAUGUAAUGUACUAUCCUAUAUCUCAGAAAAAUCGCAUGAUCCAUCUUUUCGAUGCGGAAUUGUUAAUGAAUAAAUUUCAUCGUAUAUUCAUGGCAAGAGACAUCGCAUUUAGAACAUCGUAUGGACCUCGCGUCAAUUAUUACGCCAUUUGGUCAGAUAUUUUUUACACAUUAGAUAAAACAGCGGAAUUUAAGGUAUAUUUGAAUUUUUUAUUAUGGAAAGGUUAUUGGCCUAGGAAGGUACAAUAUUUUCCCCAAAGUAUAUGGUUACAUCAUAUAGAAUAUACAUCAAAAGGGUUGUUGUCUCCGCACGCCUAUUCAGGAACUAUUCUACUAAGUGUCAUAAAUGCUUAUAUGGGAAUUUUUUCGUACGAUUUUUUGAUGCCGGAUCAAUUUGAGACCUGUUGGAAAGAAAUAAUGUUUACCUUUGAAAACAUGGCGUUCAUCAAUCACAAAAAUUUUGAAACUAUAGAUAAAAUUAAUAACAUCAAGAUACCUCUAAAUGAACAAGCAUUACGACUAUCCAGUGAAGUAACUGAUAACCGUGAAAACGAAAAAAAGAAAAAUUCCCCUGUAGCUAAACCAAAGAUCGCAUUAAAAGUAGAUACUAAUGAGAAAUUACCUGAAAGAGAUUAUCUAACAGAUUCAAUUGUUACAAAUGAAGUAGUAGAAGAUAAAAGUGAAACUGAUAGUGUAGCUGUAUUAGUACCUCAUUCGAUUCAAUGCAAGAGUAAAAAUUGUACUGGGUGUGUCAUAACUGUUGAUUUAAAUUUAUCAAAAAAACUAGAAGACUUGCACGAAUCCUCUAAUACAGUAAAAACAGUAAUGGGAGCCCAUUUGAUGAAUUGCAAUAAAAAAAAUUGUACUGGGUGUGUUGAAACUGAUUAUCAAACCAAGAAACUAGUAAAUUCUGCAGAUUUACAUGAACCCGCGAUUAUUCCUGUUGAAUGUGGAAAUAACGCAGUUAAACCCAGUACCGGAGCGAUUAAAAAAUCUACCUCUAGAAAAAGGAGAAAGAAAAAAACUGAAACCGAACAAAACGCGAGAAAAAUUAAUUCAUUUAUUGUAGAAGAUCAAAUGAUUGCGGAUGUAUUAGGAGAUGAAACUAAAUCAGUAGAAUUGGAUCAACAAUGGGAAGUGAUUAACAUAUUCAAGCGAAUAAAAGACAUUAAAGGAGUUACUAAAGAUGCUAAUGGAGAAAACUGCACUUUGCCUUGUAUUAACGGAAGGGAUAUUAGUUGGGAGGAACCACUGAAUAUUGACGUAGAUCAAGAAUCUGUGAAAAAUGAAAUUUUGUGUACCGUUAAAGGUACAGCUUAUUUCAUAUCGAUGCUUCUUCAAAGAAAUAUAUCACGUAUAAAAGCUAAUUCGAUGUUAGUCGAACCAAUAGAAGAAAUGGUUACAAGAAUUCAAAAAUGUUAUAAUAAAAUGAGAUUUGUUGAAUAUUUUGGUCGCCCAUACCAAAUUUUUGAUGAACAGGUAUUUCCAUAUACCUUGAGACACAAUAAAAGCUUGUACUUGAUUAAAAAAGACUAAUUUUAAUUUUACAAAUAUAAGUUUUUUAAAA